AUGUACAGCUUCAUGGGCGGCGGCCUCUUCUGCGCCGGGGUGGGGACCCUCCUCCUGGUGGUGGCCACAGCCACGGACCACUGGAUGCAGUACCGGCUGUCGGGGGCCUUUGCGCACCAGGGCCUGUGGCGCUACUGCGUGGGCCACAAGUGCUACCUGCAGACGGAGAGCAUGGCAUCCUGGAAUGCCACCCGGGCCCUCAUGAUCCUGUCCGCCCUGUGCGCCGCCUCGGGCAUCGCCCUGGGCAUCCUGGCCUUCACCCAGCAGCCCGCCUUCGCCCGCCUCUCGAGACCCUUCUCCGCCAGCAGCAUGUUCUUCGCCGCCACCCUUUUCCUGCUGUUGGCCUUGGCCAUUUACACUGGGGUCGCCGUCAGCUUCCUUGGCCGCCGCUUCAGGGACUGGCGCUUUUCCUGGUCCUACAUCCUGGGCUGGGUGGCUCUGCUCAUGACCUUCUUCUCAGGCAUCUUCUACAUGUGCGCCUACCGCAUGCACGAGUGCCAGCGCCUGUCCACCCCGCGCUGA
Messenger RNA from Heterocephalus glaber (naked mole-rat), 522 nucleotides. It is a transcript of the gene Lim2, whose product is annotated as lens intrinsic membrane protein 2. Gene Ontology annotation, cellular component: plasma membrane. The record is from RefSeq and is a predicted model, not a curated record. Gene Ontology annotation, molecular function: structural constituent of eye lens. NCBI's taxonomy places the organism in Eukaryota, Metazoa, Chordata, Mammalia, Rodentia, Bathyergidae.